AAACACUUACUCGGGUCGUCUGUUUGGAUUUGAGUUAGACCGUAACUUCGUCUACGGCUGCCCCCUCCUUCUAAACAGACAGUGCGAAUGUGGGUCAGCAGCCGAGAAAAGGACUUUGUUACUCGCAUCAACAGGCGCGACUUCAACCAAGUUUGCUCGGCAUUCUGUGAAGACUACGCCGGAGCUUGAAGGUGACUUCCUGUAGACCCAUUUACACGGGAGGAAAACCUUUGUGGGGGGAGAGAAAUCAUCCACCUGCAUCAUACUGGAGUCAGCAGGAUCAAAUAAUGGCUCGGGGAUCCCACGUUCCUUUGACGCUGCUCGCUGUGUGUUGUCUUACGUCUGCAGGGCCUCUGUUUCGUAGCCCAUGUGAGCUGCUGCCGGUGGGGAUGGGACACCCGGUGCAAACCGUCCUGAAGAGCUUCGCCGUCAUGUCAGGCUGUGCAAGCAGGGGCACUGCCAGGCUGCCUCAGGAGGUGCACGUCAUCAACCUGAGAGGACACGCUCCGGAGAUCCCAGACACUCCAGCAAACGUUGAGCUCCACCUGAAACCCAUCCAGUCGGUGCAGCAGCACCAGAAGCCCCUGGUCUUUGUGCUGAACUCCCCCCAACCACUGAUCUGGAAUGUCAAGGCAGAGAACCUGGCGCUGAGCAUCAAACAUACCUUUCAUGUUUCCCAGGGCUCGGAGGUCUACUUUACGCCGGAGAACGCCUCCCUCUUCACCCAGAUCCAGGAGCUGACCCUUCCCCACGGCAACGAGCACCUCCUCAACUGGGCCCAGAGGAAGUACGGGGCAGUCACCUCCUUCUCUGAGCUCAAGAUGACUCAAGCCAUCUACAUCAAAGUCGGAGAAGAUAAAGUGUUUCCUGACACCUGCAAGAUCGAUACCAAGUUCCUGUCUUUGAACUACUUGGGCAGCUAUGAAGAACUGCAGACCUCGAAAGGUUGUGUCCUGUCUGCUCCUGAGAAAAACAAAGAAGUCCACAUCCUUGAGCUGGAAGCCCCAAACUCCAGCAGCACUCUCCAGGUAGACGUCACAGUUGAUCUACGGCCUCUGAAGGAUGGUGACCUGGUGAUUCGUGAUGUUGUCUUGCUCCUCAAGAGCGCCAGGUCCGUCAACUGGGUCGUCAAAACUCUCGACGUGCACGGAAGGCUGGAUAUUCAUGCCUCCGACACAGUGAGCGUCAGCUCCCAGAUGUCGGUGUCAAAGUCACAGAAGCAGUCGCUGCCGUCAGGCUCGCAGGCCCUGAUCAAGUGGGCGCAGGAGCACGGCUACAGUCCAGUAACAUCGUUCACCAGCACUCCCCUGGCAAACCACUUCAACAUCCGGCUGAGAGCGCCAGAUGUGGUGGAUCUUCUGGAGAGCAAGUUGCCUCCUGAGUUCUCCAUCCUGCAGAAUUCCCGUCCCCUACCGGGGGCCGUACCGUCGCCGCGUCGCUCCGGCCCGCCCUUCCCAUUCCUCCCACACCUGCCCGACGGCGCCGGCGGCCGGCUCUGGGAGAGCAGGGAGAGCAGCGAGCCCAGCGAGCAGAAGGGCGUCCUGAGCGUGGGGCUCAGCGUGCAGUGUGAGGACGAGAGGAUGGUGGUCGUCAUCGACAAGGAGGCCCUGAAGGCGAGUGGCUUUCCUCACGCCAACCUGACGUUGAGAGAUCCAGAGUGCAAAGCAACGGUUAACGCCACCCACUACAUGCUGGAAACCAGCCUGACCGGCUGUCAGACGGUGGUCUUCCCCGUGCACGGCAGCCCCAUGGCCCUCCACAUCAACUCCGUCAUGAUCAGUCAGGCCGAGGCGAACGACGGGAGUGCUGGACCGCAGGACUACGAGGAUCUGGAAUUCGGAGAUGUGAUGUUCCCAAGAGGCCCGGCAGAGUCCGAGAGAAUAUCUGCAGAGGAAAGACAGCAGUCCUCUUUCGUAAAAUUCAACUGCACGUACAGGAAGCAGCCGGAGACACGCACGGGAGUCGUCUCAGGACCCGCUAAGCAGCCGGUCCAGAACAUCACCUUCAACAUCGACCUGUACAACACGCUGCCCUUCAACGAUCCUUCACGGCAGAACUUCUUCACAGUCGCACAAAACCAGCAGGUGUUUGUUGAGGUCACGUCCACGGCGUCAGAUCCAGAGCUCGGCUUCACCAUCAUGUCCUGCUUCAUCUCUCCCGACUCCAACCCCAGAAUAGAGUCGACAUACAAGCUCAUCGAGACAGUGUGCCGCGUAGACGAGUCGGUCGACUUCCACCCUCAGGAGAACUUUCUGGGCCUGCCUGCAAAGACGGAGAGGAAGCGUUUCAGCUUCAUCUUCAACUCAAAGUUCAACACGUCGCUCCUGUUCCUCCACUGCGAGGUGUCCCUGUGCUCCAGGAAAUCUCACGGGAACCAGAAGCUGCCACAGUGCAUGAGGCCCGGAGCGACCUGCCAUUCCCUCACCGGGGCCAGUAUCAUGAACAUGAUGGUGGGCGUGAAGGCGGCUAUGAAGCCGCUGUUCGUGGUCGACGUUCCCAACCAACCAGUUAAUCCUCCAGAUGAGCAGCCAGAGGACCCAGAGAAACCCCCUCCUGAAAGAACGCUGUAUCUGCUGGACACGCCGACAGUGGUGGGGAUCGCCUUCGCCGCCUUCGUGAUCGGCGCUCUCCUGACCGGAGCCCUGUGGUUCAUCUACUCACACACAGGAGAGUCAUCUGGCAUGCAGCCGGUCCAGAAGUCCCAGCCCGCCUCGGAGAACAGCAGUGCAGCUCACAGUAUUGGCAGCACGCAAAGCACGCCGUGCUCCAGCAGCAGCACGGCGUAGCCUGGAACGCCAGCGCAGCACGGCGUAGCCUGGAACGCCAGCGCAGCACGGGAAGGUUCCCGGUGACUGGUCUGUUCGUCUUGUAAAGUCUUCUUCAACACCCUCAGUCCUCGUGUAAAUUGGUGCCACUUCCCGUGUGCGCAGACUAAUGUACUGUCCUGGUGUUGUUGGUGGUAGCAGACACGGCUCGGCAGCCUCACCUCAUGUCUGAACAGAGGAAACACUUUAUUUCAGACAUGUUUGGGGUUUUUUUUUUUUUUUUUGGUUUGUUUUCUUUGUGCAAAUGCUGCUUUUUCUGACCACAGCACAGCUGUUUGUUUGGCCUGAAGCGGUUUGAGUUGUGCUGCAGAGAGCCGGCAGGCAUCAUGGAGCGGCGCAGGUGACAUGACACGUUCAUUUAAGGCCUUCAACCCAGAGACAAACAAAAGGAACAAAACAACCACUAGUAAAAUGUGGAGACACGUGCAUUACGAGAGCGAGUCCUCCUCCUGAACGAGUGACGGAACGGCUUUUAAAAGGCACCGAGGUGUCGAAUGUAUAACAGAAGAGCAAACGCCAAAAAAUGUGAAAGAAAAAUGUGAAAGACAUGCAGAGAAUAUUCCACAUUUUAUAACCUUUUAAAUAUAUAUGUUUUUUUAUCUGUAAUGCAUUCAUUCACAAGCAGAUUAGCAAAGUAUAUCCAGUAUACACAGAAGCUUCAGUAUGAGCCUGGUUUCUCCAUCGCUGCUCAUCCUCACAGAGCCGUGAUGGAUUCCCUUUUAGUGGCUUUCUCAGUGGAACAAUUGGUGUAGGGAAAUGUGCUUAUUUUCUUCACUGAGGAUUGAUAUGUCUCUUCUGUGUGUGUGUCACUGACGGAAGUGGACCCACAGUGAAGAGCCGUGCUUAGUAUGAUAAGGUAAGCCUAUUCCGCUUAACGCUCACAGCCAGCUAUUACUGCAGCCUCAUUUCCACCGCUGGAAAUCUGGAAACGGCAAACACACCAGGAAAUGAAGGCAUGCGAAUACAAAGCCGCUGCUGCACCGUGUCCUCUUAGAAACAUUUCAUCCUCCGCACUUACGAGAGGCAAUGAAAAGAAGAGCAGGCAAUGAAGAGAUGCAGAAAGGCUUUUGUGCAGCUGGUACUGCAUGAGUCCUACUUAAGAGAUCUCAGAUCUUCGAUUUCCUCCUCUCUGUUAAGAGUAAUAUGGCUUGGCCGUCGCUCUGGCUCUUUUGGCAUACGCAGACAUGGAGAAUCACUUCCUUUACACACACACACACACACACAGAGACACACACACACUCCUGCCGGCACCGCCACAGUGACUACCAAAGCCUCGUCAAAAUGUAUGAAAUGCUUAUUUUUCAGCCGUUAAUCCUGCAGCCAUCGGCAGUGAAAGUGCAGUAAACAGGUCCGCAUGAGUUAUUCACUCGGUCCCAUCUGACAUUUUCCACUUUGGAAGGAAAGUUUAUAUAAACACAUCUGCAGCAGAGCCAGGUGCAGAAACGACUCACCGCGUGUUAGUCUUUCCCCUUCUGUUGCCACGUGCAGAGCCGCGUCGCACCUGGCCACGCUGACCCAGACCAUCUCAAGCAUCACGCAUCUUAACAUCGCUAAGAGAGAAACACACACCCUUCCAGACCUGUAUAUUUGUGUGAAUGCUGUAAAUACAAAGAGCACUCGCUCAGUUUUCUCUGCUUUAUCAGCGGUGAUAAAACACUGCCUGUCCUUUAACAUACAUACAGGACUGUCUCAGAAAAUUAGAAUAUUGUGAUAAAGUUCUUUAUUUUCUGUAAUGCAAUUAAAAAAACAAAAAUGUCAUACAUUCUGGAUUCAUUACAAAUCAACUGAAAUAUUGCAAGCCUUUUAUUAUUUUAAUAUUGCUGAUUAUGGCUUACAGUUUAAGAUUAAGAUUCCCAGAAUAUUCAAAUUUUUUGAGAUAGGAUAUUUGAGUUUUCUCAAGCUGUAAACAAUGAAAAUCACAAUAUUCUAAUUUUCUGAGACAGUCCUGUAUCUGCAGUCCUUUUUGACAUCUGCGAGGCUCAGUAUGUGUCAGGGUCUCGCAUCGUCCACUAAUUGUCCUCCAAAAUGGAAAAAAACACAGUAUACCUCUCUUUUUUCCCCUCUCUCUCUACCAUUUUAAGAAGCAUCCAUUGUUAGGAUUUCCUUAUGCCAGUUGUUUUUGUGCAGAUCUUGGCACUGACAGUUUGUUGAAUAAGCUUUAGCCAAAACUCAUUGUUUUCAACAAGUUUUUCUCCAUCACCACAAACACGCCGCCGACUCUAGAAGAUGAAUGUUUGCUGUAUGUGCAUGAGAGUGUGUGUGGGGAACAAACUGGGGCUCUGAGAGGGAAGGGCGAGGGGACGUUUCCCUUCAGCCAAUCAACGGCGUCCCUCUUAAGAAGUAGAAAAAAAACCAUGUAUUAUCUCAGACUUUUGUAUUAUUCUUUUAUUCCUCAUGUAAACUUGUAUAAAGCUUGCUACAGAGACUAUAAAUAGGUAUAUUUGUGUAUAAAAUUAUAUUUUGCAAUAUAUUUGCAAGAGAAAUCUAUUAACUUUGUGUGUAAAUACUGUGAAAUGUGGAUUUGCUCAACAUGUUAGAAAAAUGUAUAUAAAUAAAUAUAAAUAUAUAAUAUUUGUGAAAGUUACACAUCAAAGAUCUAUUAAUGACUACAACACAAAACUUUCAGAGGCAGACUUUCUUAGUUACAUCCAACACCCAACUCUUUAAUAAAACUCUUUCAUGAAAUGAUGUUGCCUUAAUGCCUGUUAUGAUUGUGAUAUUAUAAUUAUUAUUAAUACAAUAAAUCAUAGUUAUAAAAAUAAAAUUGAAUUGAAUUGAACAUCACAGGAUUUUUAAAGAAACUGCAGCUGAAAAUAGAUUGCAGAUCCUCUUUUUUUUUUUUUUUUACACAACUGUAUGCGACGCAGCCGAUAAUGAGAUGCCAUAUUGAGAUUAAAGCGCUCUGACAUUCCUUUAGUUUUGCGGUUUAUUUCUAUCGGCAGCGGCAAAUCCACAUCCCUCUAGUAAUUAUCCUUUCCCUCCCUCCAGUCAUGCUGUUCAGCGGCUGAGCCUCGUGUCAUGUUUUAAUUCCAGUUUUCUCAUUUAAGACACAUUUGGGGCGUAUUAUUUCACAUAAAACAGCAAGUGUAAUAAAUUAGGAAGUUAAAAUACCAUUUUUCUUCCCUGAAUCCUGGGAAAGCUUCUGGCACAUCCCCCUUCUCCAUCCCGAACAACUGUGUUACCCUUUUGUUAUCACUGGGAAGUGAUGCUGAGCACCAGAGGAGCCUUGUAGCCGUCGUGGCUCCGCUCUGCAGAAGGUUUCACUGUAAUCGGAGCAGAAAUUCACAGAUCUAAUUGUUGAUUGUAUUUUUUUUAUUUUUAUUCUGUCUCUUUCUUUUUUUUUUUUUAAUAACCAUUUGACUACCUCACGAGUUAUUUUGAAUGUUUAAGAGUGCUUAUGUGUGAAUGUGUCCAUCAUUGUACUGCAGUUUUAUGAUUUAAGGGCCCCACCUUGGUUUUUUAAUCACACUUCCCCAUUUCAUUUAAGCUGCCGUUUCUUUUCAAUAAGAGUAAAAGCUAAAUGUGUCAAACUUACUUAUUGUUUUUUUUUUUAUACAACUUUUCAUUUGCUGUAAAUAUGCAUGACAUUUGUAAUCCCAUUAUGACCAAUAAAUAUCUCUUGUCCAGA
Cololabis saira (Pacific saury) is the source of this 6453-nucleotide messenger RNA. It is a transcript of the gene tgfbr3, whose product is annotated as transforming growth factor, beta receptor III. Bases 288 to 2786 code for a protein of 832 amino acids. The record is from RefSeq and is a predicted model, not a curated record. The transcript is spliced from 17 exons. Lineage: Eukaryota; Metazoa; Chordata; Actinopteri; Beloniformes; Belonidae.